AUGGCAAUACAUAUUUCUCCCACUUCUACGGAAAUUGAAGCCUCCGUUAAGGAAACUAUACACUCUCUACUACAACGUUAUCCGGAACAUAACCGGGGAAGUGUUUUAAGCGAAGUACUGCGACACUCCUUUCAGACAAUAACCAUAGAAUUUAAAGGUAAAACGUUACCAAAAGAACUACGAUGGUGCGAAAAAUUGCCGACAAUAGUGCUUCUGGAGGAGUCAAUCCCGGGCGAAAAUCAAUUGAUGGCAGAGCCUACUACGCAAAACGACACAAUCACCACACAAGACAAGCCGAUUACUGAAAGAUGUUCGACUCCAAACGAUACAACUCAUGACAGUGCAUCAGCGACGCAGGAUACAUCCAAUCCCGAAAGUCUCCCAGACAAUACAGCUCAAGAUGGUGCUUCAGCGACGCAAGAUACAUCCAGCCCCGAAAGAAAUUCGACGUCGGGCAAUGCAUCAUCAACUCGAGAGCCUUCAUUGCCAGACACCAUAAUACCAGAUCUCAUGGCGCAGACUGAGAAUUUUGAAGCAUGGACUAAGGAUCCGUCCUUAUUCUGGAAUUACUCAACACAAUCGCUAAAGCUUCCGGAGCCAACACUUGAUGAACGACGCAGAUCUUUAUGUGAGAAUGCUGCAGAGGAGUGCAAAGAGGCUAUGAUUCAGACUGCUACCCGAAGAUAUAGGUCCAUUAUAGUCUAUUUAUUGUUUAAACAAUCAGUUGACUCAGAGAAAACGAGAUCCAACUCAGAGAAGACGAAUUCCGACUCAGAGAAGACGAAUUCCGACUCAGAGAAGACGAAUUCCGCCUCAGAGAAAAAGAAAAACCAGUAUAUCACAGCACGGGCUAUCUACAAUUUUCUCGAUUGGCUCGGAAUAGAAGCGAGUGAGGAAAAAAAAGAAAAAUAUUGGAAGCUUCUUCAGUAUGGGCAAAGGCGUCUGGAGUUCUGCCACCGUUUAAGCAAAAUGAACAAGCCAUUUCAAGAUUUCAGCCAUAAUAGUGUCAACUUCGAGGAUAUCAAAUAUGGCUUUUUAUAUCUACCCCUGGAUGAUCGGAUGUGGGAUAAGACGCAAUCACGUUACUGCAAAACAUAUAACGACACCCUCCGCGAUCUAAAUGUUCAAGAACUUCUUAACGCGGUGGAGACAUCUGGAGCCAACCUUGCGGCAAAAACUAUUCUUCAGUAUUGCCAAGCACUUGUUCAGGGACAGCCAGCGCUCUCUAAUGGAAUUGAUUGUACAUUAACAUCGAAUCGGUCAGAAGCGGAAAAUGCUGUUCAGGAACCGCAAGCACCGGCCGAUGAGAGUAAUAGUACAGCGGCUUCAAAACGUUCCAGCACAGAAGCCGGUUUGGAUGACCCGACAGCGUCAAAACGUUUUCGCCAAAAUGUGGACAUUUUGGUAGAAGCUGGGACAGCCAUUGCCAACGACUCCAAUCCACAAAUUGUGCAAUCGAACGAGAACGCACCCCCGAACAACGCGUCUUCUCCGAACAACGCGUCUUCACUGAAUAACACGUCUUCUCCAAACACUGAGGUUGAUCAGAAUUUAGUAGACACCCAAGACGGCGACAUGGAUGCUAUUAGUGAAGAACCUAAGCCACUAGGCGUGGCUGAUCUUUGGGAUGGGGAUGACGCGUAUCUUGAUCUGAUCGAUUGGGACUCAUACGAGCCCUUUCACUUUAGCACUGAGACGGGUGGCAUAUUGCGGGGGAGCCCGCUGCCUAAUGUCGGAAGCUUAUCAAUGGAUAGAACAGACGCUUUACAAGCUAGUAGUUGA
Messenger RNA from Trichoderma harzianum CBS 226.95, 1782 nucleotides. RefSeq lists its product as hypothetical. The coding region runs from base 1 to 1782 and encodes 593 amino acids. The transcript has 2 exons. The record is from RefSeq and is a predicted model, not a curated record. Lineage: Eukaryota; Fungi; Ascomycota; Sordariomycetes; Hypocreales; Hypocreaceae.